Messenger RNA from Metarhizium album ARSEF 1941, 1023 nucleotides. Its product is annotated as zinc finger, FYVE domain containing protein. The transcript has 2 exons. The record is from RefSeq and is a predicted model, not a curated record. NCBI's taxonomy places the organism in Eukaryota, Fungi, Ascomycota, Sordariomycetes, Hypocreales, Clavicipitaceae. Bases 1 to 1023 code for a protein of 340 amino acids.
AUGUCCGAUGACAUCGACGGGUCGCUCCUCUCACGGCUUGAGGCCCUCCGUGGCGGGAAUGGCACUCGCGAAAAGCCAGCAUCAAAUCCCAUAAAAUUCGACGUCAUCGAGCGAGCCAGAGCGCCAACAAAGCGGGACAUGCUCGCCGCUCGACUCGAGAACCUCCGCAGUCAGCCACAUUCACCCAUCACGCCGGCCUCUGCUCAGACCACACCCACCACACUGCAUGCCGCAAAAUCCAAGACGCAGAAACACACAUCUGGUGGAACAGGCCCCGAAAAGAAGGCUCGCGGCAGCCAGGACGAUGUGGACGCUCUCUUCGAAACCGACGACAACGCCCUCGAGGAGAUGCUCGCCGACUUCGGCACGUCCGAUCCGGACCCCAAGGACCGACAUGUUCCAGCCCUUCUGGAGCAACUAUCAGCCCAGAUACCCAAGGAUCCUGAUCAAAAGGACACAAAACAAGCAGCCGACUCGGAUGACUCGGAUGGUGACAAGAUGCGGCGCGAGGUAGACGAUGUGAUUGCCCGGUUCAAAGAUGAAAUGGCGCUGGAAGCCCAGGACGCCGAGGACGAGGGUCAGGAAGCACCAGAUGAAGGGGAGACAAACGAGUACACCGCGGACAUGAAACUGCCGUCGGUCCCCACAAACCUCGACAUCGGCACAGAUACCUGGCAGAAGCCCCAGGGAAUAGACGACAUAACGGCACGCCUGGCCGCGCUCCGAGCCUCGACUGCAGCGGAACAUGGUCUUCCCUCGGUGCCUACAUCCAAGCCAUCCAAGCGUGCCAACAGGUUGACGAGCAGAACAAACUACACGGAUGGCGACGUUGAUUCCUGGUGCACGGUAUGUCUGGACGACGCCACGCUCCGGUGUCUAGGAUGCGACGGAGACGUGUACUGCGCCCGAUGCUGGAGGGAGAUGCAUGUCGGGCCGGCCGCGGCAUGGGACGAAAGGAGCCACAGGGCAGUGCAGUUCACGCGGGAUCGGAAGCACGAGAAGAAAGUUGCGCUGGGGGCGUGA